Messenger RNA from Dovyalis caffra, 1320 nucleotides. The record is from the annotation of a GenBank genome assembly. Lineage: Eukaryota; Viridiplantae; Streptophyta; Magnoliopsida; Malpighiales; Salicaceae.
AUGGGUGGCAACCGGAGAAGCAUUGAAUUUUCAGUGGAGGUGGUGGCUUUGACCAAUGAAUAUGUACACGAUGAGCUGACUCCAAAAAUUUGGAGGAAACCCAAUAGUGACAACUUUUAUCAGUGCAUAGAUCCGCCAAGAAGUCAAAUGAGAGCCAGAAAAACAAAUGGUUACCUUCUUGUUCAUGCGAAUGGUGGAUUGAAUCAAAUGAGAACAGGAAUUUGUGAUAUGGUUGCUGCUGCAAAGUUAAUGAAUGCUACCCUUGUUCUUCCUUCUCUGGAUCGUGAAUCAUUUUGGACCGAUCCAAGCACUUUUAAAGACAUUUUUGACUGGAGGCACUUUAUGGAAGCAUUAAAAGAUGAUAUUGAUGUAGUAGAGUAUUUGCCACCCCCGUAUGCAGCGAAGAAGCCCCUUGAAAGGGCACCUGUUUCGUGGUCGAAGGCUAAUUACUACAGAACGGAGAUGGCUACAUUGUUAAAGAAGUACAAAGUUAUAAGGUUUACCCACAGUGAUUCACGGCUGGCUAAUAAUGGCCUUGCAGCUCACAUCCAGAAGCUAAGGUGUCGCGCCAAUUACAAAGCUCUCCGGUAUUCAAAGGAGAUUGAGGAUCUUGGGAUGAAAUUGGUUGAUAGACUAAGAAAUAACAGCGAACCUUAUCUUGCUCUGCAUUUAAGAUAUGAGAAAGACAUGCUUGCAUUCACUGGCUGCAGCCACAACCUUACCGCAGAAGAGGCUGAAGAGCUUAGGGUUAUGAGAUAUAAAACUCUGCAUUGGAAAGAGAAGGAUAUGGAUAGUAAAGCACGACGGCUCCAAGGGGGGCCAAUAUAUGGAAGUGGUAGCAUGGCACCCUUCCUUGCAGAGUUCCCAAAUGUUUUUUCUCAUUCUAAUCUGGCAACUACAGAAGAAUUAGAACCUAUCAAGCCGUAUCAAAAUCGUCUCGCUGCCUUGGAUUAUAUUGUGGCACUUGAAAGUGAUGUCUUUAUUUAUACAUAUGAUGGAAAUAUGGCCAAAGCUGUGCAGGGGCACAGGAGGUUUGAAGGAUUUCGAAAGACUAUAAAUCCUGACAAACGAAAUUUUGUUGCGCUGAUUGAUCAGUUGGAUGAGGGUACAUUAUCCUGGGAAGAUUUCUCUUCACAGGCUCAAAGUUUACAUUCUAACAGGAUUGGGGCUCCAUACCGGAGGCGGGCAGGCUCAUCACCUAAGGAGGAAGAGAACUUUUAUGCGAAUCCUCUUCCUGGUUGUGUAUGCAACAUUUCCGAGGAGAAAUUUGUGAGCCCUAAACUUGUUAAAAAAGCAAAACGAAGUCAUAUGGAUGCAUAG